Uncinocarpus reesii 1704 is the source of this 228-nucleotide messenger RNA. RefSeq lists its product as uncharacterized. Lineage: Eukaryota; Fungi; Ascomycota; Eurotiomycetes; Onygenales; Onygenaceae. The record is from RefSeq and is a predicted model, not a curated record. Bases 1 to 228 code for a protein of 75 amino acids. The transcript has 2 exons.
AUGUCAUUCAUUCUGCUGUGUCUGCUGCCUCUGCCUCUGCCACUCACACUGCCACUUCCAUCACCUCCAGGGCCUCUGGCUCUGUUGUGUGGUGGCAGAAGUUCAACUUUAAGACACUGUCAAAGAUGCUAUGAGGAGAAGGAAGAGGAUGACAACAAUGAAGAAGAAGAAGAAGAAGAGAAGAAAGAUGAGUCAAUGAAGGUGGAGAGCAUUAAUUUGCCUAACUAG